AUGAGGUUCUUCCUGCUCUGCGCCUACAUGCUGCUGCUACUGAUUUCCCAGUUGAGGGCAGUCAGCUUUCCUGAAGAUGAUGAACCCCUUAAUACUGUUGACUAUCACUAUUCAAGGCAAUAUCCGGUUUUUAGAGGACGCCCUUCAGGCAAUGAAUCACAGCACAGGCUGGACUUUCAGCUGAUGUUGAAAAUUCGAGACACACUUUAUAUUGCUGGCAGGGAUCAAGUUUAUACAGUAAACUUAAAUGAAAUCCCCAAAACAGAAGUCAUACCAAACAAGAAACUCACAUGGCGGUCAAGGCAACAGGAUCGAGAAAACUGUGCUAUGAAAGGCAAGCAUAAAGAUGAAUGCCACAACUUUAUUAAAGUGUUUGUUCCAAGAAACGAUGAGAUGGUUUUUGUUUGUGGCACCAAUGCGUUUAAUCCCAUGUGUAGAUACUAUAAGUUGAAUACCUUAGAGUAUGAUGGAGAAGAAAUUAGUGGCCUGGCAAGAUGCCCAUUUGAUGCCAGACAAACUAAUGUUGCCCUUUUUGCUGAUGGGAAGCUGUAUUCUGCCACAGUGGCUGACUUCUUGGCCAGUGAUGCUGUUAUUUAUCGAAGCAUGGGUGAUGGAUCUGCUCUUCGUACAAUAAAAUAUGAUUCCAAAUGGAUCAAAGAACCACACUUUCUGCAUGCCAUAGAAUAUGGAAACUACGUCUAUUUCUUCUUUCGAGAAAUUGCUGUAGAACAUAAUAACUUAGGCAAGGCUGUCUAUUCCCGUGUGGCCCGCAUAUGUAAAAACGACAUGGGUGGCUCCCAGCGGGUCCUGGAGAAACACUGGACUUCGUUUCUGAAGGCUCGGCUUAACUGUUCUGUCCCUGGAGAUUCCUUUUUCUACUUUGAUGUUCUGCAGUCUAUUACAGACAUAAUACAAAUCAAUGGCAUUCCCACGGUGGUAGGGGUGUUUACCACACAGCUCAACAGCAUUCCUGGUUCUGCAGUCUGUGCGUUUAGCAUGGAUGACAUUGAAAAAGUAUUCAAAGGACGGUUUAAAGAACAGAAAACUCCAGAUUCUGUUUGGACAGCGGUCCCUGAAGACAAAGUACCAAAGCCAAGGCCUGGCUGUUGUGCAAAGCAUGGUCUUGCCGAAGCUUAUAAAACCUCCAUCGAUUUCCCUGAUGAAACCCUGUCAUUCAUCAAGUCCCACCCCCUGAUGGACUCGGCCGUCCCACCCAUUGCCGACGAGCCCUGGUUCACAAAGACUCGGAUCAGGUACAGACUGACGGCCAUCGCUGUCGACCAUUCUGCCGGACCCCACCAGAACUACACAGUCAUCUUUGUUGGCUCAGAAGCUGGCGUGGUGCUUAAAGUUUUGGCGAAGACCAGCCCUUUCUCUUUGAAUGACAGCGUAUUACUGGAAGAGAUUGAAGCAUACAACCAUGCAAAGUGCAAUGCUGAAAAUGAGGAGGACAGAAAGGUCAUCUCAUUACAGUUGGAUAAAGACCAUCAUGCUUUAUAUGUGGCGUUCUCCAGCUGCGUUAUCCGCAUCCCCCUCAGUCGCUGUGAGCGUUAUGGAUCAUGUAAAAAGUCUUGUAUUGCAUCUCGAGACCCAUACUGUGGCUGGUUAAGCCAAGGGGCCUGUGGCCGAGUGAGCCCAGUGAUGCUUGCUGGAGGAUUUGAACAAGACACAGAAUAUGGCAACACGGCCCAUCUAGGGGACUGCCACGAAAUUUUGCCUACUUCAACUACACCAGAUUACAAAAUAUUUGGCGGUCCAACAUCUGACAUGGAGGUAUCUUCAUCUUCUGUUACCGCAAUGGCAAGUAUCCCAGAAAUUACACCUAAAGUGAUUGAUACCUGGAGACCUAAACUGACCAGCUCCCGGAAAUUUGUAGUUCAAGAUGACCCAAACACUUCUGAUUUUACUGAUCCUUUAUCAGGUAUCCCAAAGGGUGUACGAUGGGAAGUCCAGUCUGGAGAGUCCAACCAGAUGGUCCACAUGAAUGUCCUCAUCACCUGUGUCUUUGCAGCUUUUGUCUUGGGUGCGUUCAUUGCCGGUGUGGCAGUCUACUGUUACCGUGACAUGUUUGUUCGGAAAAACAGAAAGAUCCAUAAAGAUGCAGAAUCUGCCCAGUCAUGCACAGACUCCAGUGGAAGUUUUGCCAAGCUGAAUGGUCUCUUUGACAGCCCUGUCAAGGAAUAUCAACAAAAUAUCGAUUCUCCCAAAUUAUAUAGUAACCUGCUAACCAGUCGGAAAGAGCUGCCACCCAAUGGAGAUACAAAAUCCAUGGUCAUGGACCAUCGAGGCCAACCCCCUGAGUUGGCUGCUCUCCCCACUCCUGAGUCUACACCUGUGCUUCACCAGAAGACCCUGCAGGCCAUGAAGAGCCACUCAGAAAAGGCCCAUGGCCAUGGAGCUUCGAGGAAAGAACCCCCCCAGUUUUUUCCUUCUAGUCCUCCACCCCAUUCCCCACUAAGUCACGGGCAUAUCCCCAGUGCCAUUGUUCUUCCUAAUGCUACCCAUGACUACAACACUUCUUUCUCAAACUCCAAUGCUCACAAAGCUGAAAAGAAGCUUCAAAACAUUGACCACCCUCUUACAAAGUCAUCCAGUAAAAGAGAUCACCGGCGUUCUGUGGAUUCCAGAAAUACUCUCAAUGAUCUCCUGAAGCAUCUAAAUGACCCAAAUAGUAACCCCAAAGCCAUCAUGGGAGACAUCCAGAUGGCCCACCAGACCCUAAUGCUGGAUCCCGUGGGACCUAUGUCUGAGGUCCCGCCCAAGGUCCCUAACCGCGAGGCAUCUCUCUACUCUCCUCCCUCGACUCUUCCCAGAAAUAGCCCAACCAAGCGAGUGGAUGUUCCCACCACUCCUGGAGUUCCGAUGACUUCUUUGGAAAGACAGAGGGGUUAUCAUAAAAAUUCCUCCCAGAGGCACUCUAUAUCGGCUAUGCCUAAAAACUUAAGUUCACCAAAUGGUGUUUUGUUAUCUAGACAGCCUAGUAUGAACCGUGGAGGGUACAUGCCCACGCCUGCAGGGGCAAAGGUGGAUUAUAUUCAGGGAGCACCAGUGAGUGUUCACCUACAGCCUUCCCUCUCCAGACAGAGCAGCUACACCAGUAAUGGCACCCUUCCCCGGACGGGACUAAAGAGGACACCGUCCUUAAAACCUGACGUGCCACCAAAGCCUUCAUUUGUUCCUCAAACCACCUCCGUCAGACCACUGAACAAAUACACUUACUAG
Molecule: messenger RNA, 3222 nt
Organism: Budorcas taxicolor (takin)
Lineage: Eukaryota; Metazoa; Chordata; Mammalia; Artiodactyla; Bovidae
Gene: SEMA6D
Product: semaphorin 6D
Exons: 18
Coding region: 1-3222 (1073 amino acids)
Biological process (GO): negative chemotaxis; negative regulation of axon extension involved in axon guidance; neural crest cell migration
Molecular function (GO): chemorepellent activity; semaphorin receptor binding
Source: RefSeq, a predicted model, not a curated record